Messenger RNA from Apis laboriosa (Himalayan honeybee), 2262 nucleotides. RefSeq names its product inositol-3-phosphate synthase 1-B (gene Inos). Gene Ontology annotation, cellular component: cytoplasm. Gene Ontology annotation, molecular function: inositol-3-phosphate synthase activity. The record is from RefSeq and is a predicted model, not a curated record. Gene Ontology annotation, biological process: inositol biosynthetic process; phospholipid biosynthetic process. Bases 313 to 1854 code for a protein of 513 amino acids. The transcript has 7 exons. Lineage: Eukaryota; Metazoa; Arthropoda; Insecta; Hymenoptera; Apidae.
UUCUCGACAUUUACGUUUCAGCUACGAACGCGACAUCGAAUAUUCACUUACUAGUAUCAUUUACGUCUACUUUAGCCAUUAAUUUUCUUUUUUUAUUUUUUAUAUCGUGAAAUAUUACCUCAUACGAUUAUACUUAUUAUUAAUUUAUCUUUUAAAUCUAAAAUAUAAUACUAUUAUAAUCCACCAAAAUUUAAUCAAUUUAAUAAUUCUUGAACCUAAUAUUUCUGUGGAAGUAUAUUUUUUGUGAAAAAUUUUUUUAUAAAACUAAUUCAAAACUGUUAUUAUUGGUGUAAAAAUUUAAUAACAAGCAAAAUGGCUUUGAAAAUUCGCGUUCAAUCACCGAAGGUAAAAUACACAGAAGAUUGUAUUGAAGCACAGUACGAGUAUCAAACAACGAACGUUACAGAAGACGAUACAAAAUAUACGGUGACACCUGUAUCAACAAAGCUAUUAAUUAGAACACAACUGAAAGUUCCAAAACUUGGAUUAAUGUUAGUAGGAUGGGGUGGAAAUAAUGGCACCACUAUUACUGCAGCAUUAUUAGCAAACAAACUUAAAUUGACAUGGGACACAAAGAAUGGCAUUCAAAAAGCAAAUUGGUAUGGUUCUUUAAUUCAAGCAUCCACUAUCAGAUUAGGCAAAGGAAAUAAAGAAGAUAUAUAUGUUCCCAUGUCUUGGAUGCUUCCAAUGGUAAAUCCAGACGAUAUUCAAAUUGAUGGUUGGGAUAUUUCAGACAUGAAUUUAGCUGAUGCUAUGCAACGUGCAAAAGUUUUAAACAUUAAUUUACAAAAACAAUUAGUAGAACAUAUGAUGCAUAUGAAACCAAGAAAAAGCAUAUAUUAUGCAGAUUUUAUUGCUGCUAAUCAGGAAAAAAGAGCAAAUAAUAUUAUUUUGGGUACAAAAUUUGAACAAUUAGAACAAAUUAGAAAAGACAUUGUAGAAUUUAAAACUUUAAAUAAGUUGGACCAAGUAAUUAUAUUAUGGACUGCUAACACUGAACGAUUUUCUGAGAUAAUUCCAGGUGUAAAUGAUACAGCAGAAAAUUUAUUAAAUGCUAUUAAAAAAAGUCAUUCAGAAGUUAGUCCCAGUACAGUUUUUGCUGUAGCAGCUGCUUUAGAAGGAUGUACAUAUAUUAAUGGAUCUCCUCAAAAUACUUUUGUACCAGGAGCAAUAGAAUUAGCAGAAAAACAUAAAACAUUUAUUGGUGGUGAUGAUUUUAAAUCUGGCCAAACAAAAUUAAAAUCUGUGCUUGUAGAUUUCUUAGUUUCAGCUGGUAUUAAACCAGUAUCAAUUGUUAGUUAUAAUCAUCUUGGAAAUAAUGAUGGGUAUAAUUUAUCUGCUCCUCAACAAUUUCGAUCAAAAGAGAUUUCAAAAAGCAAUGUUGUGGAUGAUAUGGUACAAUCAAAUAAAAUUCUUUAUCAAUCUGGAGAAAAACCAGAUCAUUGUGUUGUUAUUAAAUAUGUUCCAUAUGUUGGUGAUAGCAAACGGGCGAUGGAUGAAUAUACAUCAGAAAUAUUAUUGGGAGGACAUAAUACGAUUGUAGUACAUAAUACAUGUGAAGAUUCUUUAUUGGCAAGUCCAAUUAUUUUGGAUUUGGUUUUGUUAGCAGAGAUUUGCUCACGAAUUACUUUCAAAAUAGCAGAUACAAAAGAUGAGUUUACUGGAUUUCAUAGUGUACUGUCCAUACUUUCAUAUCUCUGCAAAGCACCAUUAGUACCACGAGGAACGCCGGUUGUAAAUGCAUUAUUCAGACAACGAGCUGCAAUUGAAAACAUUUUAAGAGCAUGUCUUGCAUUGCCACCUGAAAAUAAUAUGUUACUUGAACACAAAGUUAAUUUCAAAAAUCAAUUAUGAAUUUAAGAAAAAAACAUUGUGUUUUAAACUAAGGGUAUUAUUUGCAAAAAAGGAACGAACAGUAUUAUUAAAGAAUAAUUUUAAAAACAGUAAAAAAUUAAAUAUUUUAAAAUUUGUAUUGUUUACAAGAUGAAAUUUGUUAGUAUUUAAAAAUCACUUUCAUAUUUCCACAUUUAUUGUUACGAAAUUUAUAUUAUUAGCUAUAAAUAAAUAUUAUUAGUUAAUGACAGAUAUCAUAAAAUUAUUAUACAGUAUUUGAUGUGUGAGAAUGUUGUUUAUUAGAUUUCAUAACAUUUUAUAAGAUACAAUUGUGAUAUAUAUUUUUUUAAACAUAACAAAUUAAAAUAACAAAUUAAAAAUAUAUAUUUUUACAGUAAAUAAUAUUUUGAACAAUAAAAAAUUAUUUUC